This is a messenger RNA of Malaya genurostris, 1694 nucleotides long. It is a transcript of the gene Fntb, whose product is annotated as protein farnesyltransferase subunit beta. Gene Ontology annotation, cellular component: protein farnesyltransferase complex. The record is from RefSeq and is a predicted model, not a curated record. The transcript is spliced from 4 exons. Lineage: Eukaryota; Metazoa; Arthropoda; Insecta; Diptera; Culicidae. The coding region runs from base 108 to 1574 and encodes 488 amino acids. Gene Ontology annotation, biological process: protein farnesylation. Gene Ontology annotation, molecular function: protein farnesyltransferase activity.
UGUGAUCUGUCAAAUCGAACAAAUGAAAAUAAUCGGACGUACGGAAGAAAACAUAUGCGAUUAUCAAAAAUCCUAUAAUUCUCGGCAGCAUUUAAAAGGAAGCAAAAAUGUGUACCGAACAAGCUCGUGACCUAUCGGAGAUCAAACGUUUCCAAACCAACGAGGAAGGACGUAAAACAGCAACAACUACGGAUCAGAUUAAAACGGAGUCGUCGGUCGAACGGCUCUACAGCAGAUAUGAACAGCUGGCAGCAAUGGACCCAUCCCUGCCGACACUUACUCGUAUGGAUCAUGCUCGUUAUUUAGAAAUCUCACUAGAAAGAUUGUCCUCAGGAUACGAAUGUUUGGAUUGUAGCCGUCCUUGGUUGGUUUACUGGAUCUUGAAUGCCGCUAGCGUUUUGGGAGUAAAGUUCACCGACAGUUUACUUAACCGAGUAGUGGAUUUUUUAAUAAAGUGCCGCAGCCAGAAUGGUGGAUUCGCAGGUGGUCCCGGUCAGGAUCCGCAUCUAGCACCUACUUAUGCAGCGGUUAACGCUCUUUGUAUUAUUGGAACAGAUAAAGCCCUUAACGCCAUCAAUCGUAGAACACUGAAGGAGUUUCUUUGGACAGUUCGUGAACCAAACGGUGCCUUUCGAAUGCACGUCGGAGGAGAGCUGGAUGUACGUGGAGCAUAUUGUGCAAUUUCAUCUGCAAAGCUAGCUACCUUCUCGGCAGAAGAUGAAUCUCGCCUGUUCGAGGGGACAGCAAACUGGAUUGCUGAGUGUCAAACAUACGAAGGAGGUUUCGGUGGAACUCCAGAUUUGGAGGCUCACGGAGGAUAUUCGUUUUGUGCGGCAGCAGCUCUUGUUAUCCUAGGUGGGGAAGAAAAAUGUGACCUGAACGCUCUGCUGCGGUGGGCUGUGAACCGCCAAAUGGCAUAUGAAGGUGGUUUCCAAGGUCGUACAAACAAACUAGUCGACGGAUGUUAUUCAUUCUGGCAGGGAGCUUUGAUUCCGAUUGUCCAGAGUUUAAUGGCUCGGAAAGAGGGGCGACCAGAAAUUAUGGACACAGUGCUGUUCCAUCGGAUGGCCUUGCAGGAGUAUGUGCUCAUCUGCUGUCAAAAGCCAUCCGGUGGUUUAAUUGAUAAACCAGGAAAACCAGCAGAUCUGUAUCACACUUGCUAUACUCUGAGCGGACUUGCUGUUGCACAGCACUGCGAAACAAAUAAACCUCCCGUAGUACUGGGACAUCCUGACAAUGAAAUACUGCCAACUCAUCCGGUCCAUAACAUCCCUCCAAAAGCGGUUAUCGAUGCAUAUAAAUACUUUCUGAACAACGAACUUCUGGAGCCGGACCGCGUCAACGGUCACUGUAACGGUGGUGGUGGUGACGAUAUCGAGAUGAAAGAUUGUCCAAUGGACGAUACAAGCGAAUCAAGCAGAAAGCGCGCCGAAACCCCUGCCGGGGACACAGACUCGAUGUCCGGCAUCAGCGCUGGGGCCGAUCUGCAGGAGGAACAAUCGGUGGAGACAGCCUCCGAAUCGUCGAGUGCGUGCAGCAGUGAACGAUCCUCAGCAGAGAGGUCUCAAUCUUGAACAUUUGUUCUCCACAAAAUCAUUUUGUUAUGGAACGUGAGACAAAGUGUGUGAUUGAAUUAUUACUAUAUUUUUCUUAUCUUGAAUAUGCGCUUUAAUACUUAAAAUAUAGAAAAUAAA